Molecule: messenger RNA, 2636 nt
Organism: Gigantopelta aegis
Lineage: Eukaryota; Metazoa; Mollusca; Gastropoda; Neomphalida; Peltospiridae
Exons: 8
Coding region: 1-2634 (877 amino acids)
Molecular function (GO): zinc ion binding; DNA binding
Source: RefSeq, a predicted model, not a curated record
AUGGAUGAGAGUGCAUCAAUGAGUAGCAUUUCUUCAGAUCAGUUGUUUUCUUCAUUAAAUGGUGCUGAUGAAAUGAAUAGCAAGCUGCCUUCAGAUACAGUUCCUUCAACAAGUCUGCCUUCAGAUACAGUUCCUUCAAAAAAUCUGCCUUCAGAUACAGUUCCUUUGGUUUUACUGCCUUCAGAACAAGCAAGUGAAAUACAGACUUCAGGAACUCCAGAGCCAUUGAAUAUCAUAAAACCAUUUGAUACUGUAAGGUCAUCUGGAUCACAUGUUACUCAUUCUUCUUCUGAAUCUACUCUUGGGCAGACGAAUUUGACUAUGCCUUUUAAAUGUACUACGCCAAAAUGUGUGCGACUAGUCUACAGAAAUUGCAAAUGUUUCAUGUGUUAUAGAGAGCUUGGCAAACCGUGCAUUGUUGAAGGAUGUCCAUUCUUUGGUAGUCCUGACUAUGAAGGUAAAUGUAGUAAGUGCUGCAACGAAAAUAAUGCCUCUGUUUUCUCCUCAAUGCUACAACUUCCAUCAGCAUUAGCAAACAUUACUAACAACAUCCAUGUUACUGAGAAGAAAUGUUCCACACCAAAUUGUAGUUUCUAUGGUGAUCCAGAAAAGAUGGGCCUUUGUACUUUUUGUUUUAAUAAGCGGUUACAAGCAAUGUUGAAUCCAGGCAGACCUUCGGAAUUGCCCGUAUCAGGAGGACUGCCAAGUUCCACCCAGACACAAAGCAUGCCUUUUGAUUCAAAUUCUUCUGUGUUUAAUUGGAGGCCACAAUUUACUGCUUCAACUACAGAUGCUACUGUUGCAGGAGCAUCCUGUGUGUCCAGCUACACAACUGACACUUUGCCUCCAAGUGAGACACGUUUCACCCAAAUUGUGAAUCAACCAGCAUCAGCACCUGUAUUUAGUGUUCCUCCUGCAGUGCUGUCGGCAUUUAGGAACAUGGAUGAGAGAGCAUCAGUGAGUAGCAUUUCUUCAGAUCAGUUGUUUUCUUCAUUAAAUGGUGCUGAUGAAAUGAUUAGCAAGCUGCCUUCAGAUACAGUUACUUCAACAAGUCUGCCUUCAGAAACAGUUCCUUCAACAAAUCUGCCUUCAGAUACAGUUCUUUCAACAAAUCUGCCUUCAGAACCAGUUCCUUCAACAAAUCUGCCUUCAGAACCAGUUCCUUCAACAAAUCUGCCUUCAGAACCAGUUCCUUCAACAAAUCUGCCUUCAGAACAAACAAAUGAAGUGAAGCUUUCAGGAACACAAGGGUCAGUGAAUACCAUGAAGCCAACUGAUAAUGUUAGGUCACCAGACACAGUGAAGUCACCAAGCACAGAGAAGCCAUCAGAUACGUUGAAAUCACCAGACAAAGUAAAGCUGUCAGUUGUCAGUAAAACAUUUUCCAGAUUAGAAGCAGAUGAUGUUAUUUGUCUGUGGACUAAACCGAUGAUGACUGUAGGGCCAAUACAUCCAAUUCUACAGCACUUUAGACCUUCCGGAGACACCAGUCAUGUUUUGGGACCAUGGACAGAUUUCAAGAACGUGCUGCAGUGUGGUAGAGUGAAGGAGACCACUGCAGGGGGACUGAACGCCAAGCGAAUGUUACACUGUCUGUGUUCGAACCCAUCACCUGAAGGCCUGUUUGAGAGUCUCAAGAAGACGAUUGAUGUUGCCAGGCAAUCGUCUGUGGUCAUUCUGCCUUUCUGUGUUUGUGAUGUGAUGUAUAACAAUCCUCGUCCGUUCGUCAGUGCUUGUCUCAAACUGGUGUGGGACUUGCAGAAACAGUCCCAGCCCCAGUUCCAGUCCCAGUCGUUGAAGAAGGUCAUUAUUGCUGUUGGCAACGAGGAGACUGAGGAUCUGUUGAAAGGAAUUAUCGACGAAAAGAACAAAUUGAAGAGACUGUCGGGUUUUGGGAAUCAGAAAGGCGUUUGCAAGUCUUGCAAUAGAAAAUCAGUAGCAAAGCUGGGAACUUUGUCAAGAAAUUGCGAUGAGGAUUGUCGCUGGUUUUGUGUCGAUUGUCUCAAACGAUCACAUGAAAUACCUCUUUUGUGUACGCUACAUGGACCUUGUCUAUCUCCCAUUGGUCACGAGAAUACCUUUGCCUUGUUGAUUGCUGGUCAGGAUGACAAGAGAGAGAGUGCGACAAUAUUCAUCAGGGAUACAAACUCUAUUGCUGAGGCCCUCAAAGAUUCAGAUAUCAUUGGAAUAAGAAAUGAAAAUCUUAAAGUGAUAACAAUACCACAACCAGGAGAUGUUGAUGAGAAGAUGAAGGACAAAGUGAUAGAAGCAUUCCAGGCCCUUCGUAUCCGAAUGCAGGGAAAAGAGCACACAUUCUUCAUUCUGUACUUCUCUGGCCACAACAGUCAGAAAUCCCUUCGCCUCGGUGGUCGCCUCAACCGAAUCAGUCCCAAGGAGCUGAGGAAAGAGUUACGGGCCUUGGAUGCCGAUAAUAUUCUCAUCAUUCUGGACUGUUGUUACAGUGCUGGGGCUGAACUGUCCACUUACGAUGACGAGGAUUUUACUACGUCCAUUGGACAUGUCGAACGCACGGAUAGCGGAAGUUUUGUCCUGGUGCCUAAGCUGUGGAAUUUGCGCAGUAAAGAUGAUGAUGAUGAUGAUGAUGAUGAUGAUGAUGAUGAUAGGUGCUGCUGAAG